UCCAUCACGUUCUGUAUGACACUUAGUUCAUAUUUUCCGAGCUCUAAUAUCAUUUGUGGCAACGAACUCUCACCAUCAAGGAUGUAUCCUUCAAGUUUUAAGAGAAUGAGGUUAGCCGAACAAAUCAUGGAUUUCACCGACCCCUUUGCGGUAGCCAGACAUAUUGAUGAGUUGAAUGAGGAGAAGUAUGGGAGUGCCACUAAAGAAUAUGAAGAAGUUCAUGCUUGGAGAAUGAAAUUUAUAAAUCUUUUACCUCCCUAUCUUAUCAAGCCUUGUUCCAAUUCAGAGCAUCAGUCAUUGCAAAUCUCUCUAAGUUCUAAUUCUCAGCCCUCUGGUUUAUGCAAAAAAGUAGAUUUGGUGCAAAAUGGUAACAAAUCAUUGGUCGGGGAUGUUAUUGAAUUGGAUAGUGAUUCUGAUGCUGAUGGUGUGAAUCCUACCUUCACCCAGUCUUAUCAAUACGAGAAGCCAAUUUUUACGCCAGUUGUUGUAAGACAGCCACCUUCUAUUCAGUAUGAGAAGGUUUCUUUUGGAGAAAAAGUUGAAGUCCAGAUCAACAAAAGUCCUAAGAGCCAACUUCUCACAUUCCAAGAUAACAAGGAUCUAGCUUCUCUUUCUAGUCCAACAAAAAAGCAGAAAAGGAUGAAAAAAAAUAGAAAAGAGAAAAAGGAGAAAAAAGAGAAAGAUGUUGAAAAAGAGAAAAAACUCGAUGUCAGUACAACACCCUCAAUUCCAUUGUUGAGUAGUGCUGAUCAUUCACCGCAAAUGUUGCAUCAAAAUCAAGAUGAUGUGGAAGUAACAGAGAGUGAUGGCUUAGAGGAUCUUUGGAAUGACAUGUCUUUAGCUAUUGAAUUUUCGAAGGAUGUUGAACCAUCGGCUCCUGUUGAGAAGGAAGAGGAGUGCUGCCAUUCUUUCAUUCUCAAGGAUGACCUGGGAAUUGUUUGCAGAGUAUGUGGAGUCGUUCAUAAGAGCAUUGAGACGAUUUUUGAUUUCCAAUGGGCAAAGACCACCCGAGAUGCGAGGUACUACGGGUCUGGAACGCGAAAACAUGAAGAUAUGGAUGAAGCAGUUGAUGCUUCUAAUCCAAACUAUCCUGAAGAAGACACCGCCACCGAUCUUGGCAUCGAUCCGCAGCAUCGGAAACUGAUGAAACCACAUCAAAUUGAGGGUUUCAGGUUCCUUGUCAAAAACCUAAUGGUCGAAAAACCGGGCGGAUGCAUCCUCGCUCACGCCCCUGGAUCUGGAAAAACCUUCAUGCUUAUAAGCUUUAUGCAGAGCUUUAUCACUCAGAAACCCAACAAAAGACCCUUAGUUGUUCUUCCUAAGGGAAUCUUAGCCACAUGGAAAAGAGAGUUCCAGCUUUGGCAGUCUGAAGACAUACCAUUAUUCGAUUUUUAUUCCUCUAAAGCAGAUCAUAGAUCACAGCAGCUGGAUAUCUUGAAGAACUGGGAGCAAAGCAGAGGCAUCUUAUUUUUGGGCUACAAGCAGUUCACUAACAUUGUUAGCAGCACAUCCACUGAAAAGAUUGAUGCUUUAUGUCGCGAAAAAUUGCUUAUGGUUCCGGGCCUCGUAAUUCUAGAUGAGGGACACACCCCAAGGAAUAACAACACCGCUCUCGUCCAAUCACUUUCGAGGAUCAAGACCCCUCGAAAGGUAGUACUUUCAGGCACACUUUUCCAAAAUCAUGUUAAGGAAGUCUUCAAUAUUCUCAAGCUCGUUCGUCCCAAAUUCAUGAAGGAGGAGUCGUCUCGGAAUGUCAUGAAGCGAAUCCUAAGCAGCGUAGAGAUAUCUGCUGGUAGGCGCCCGACAAAGGGUUGCAGGGAGUCCGCUUUCUGCGAUCUCAUCCACGAAACUCUUCAAAAUGAUGAUAAUCGUUUACGAAAAAAUUUAGUAAUUAAGGACCUGAGAGAAAUGACCCACAAUGUUCUUCACUACUACAAAGGUGAUUUCUUGGAUGAACUUCCUGGAUUGGUUGACUUCACCGUAUUCCUGAAACUAACUUCUAAGCAAAAAAAUAUCAUGACUAAACUUCACAAACUCGAUAUUUUCAAGGGAAACUCUGUGGGUAGUGCGGUAUAUUUGCAUCCAUGCUUGAAGGAGGUUGCUGAAAGUUUUGAUGGCGAUAAAACUGAGUCAUUAAGUAAUGAUAAAGUUGAUGGUUUAAUAGGAUCAUUAAACGUGAGGGAUGGAGUGAAGACCAAGUUUUUUCUUCGUGUUCUUUCCUUAUCCGAAUCUGCCGGGGAGAGACUCCUUGUAUUUAGUCGGUACAUUCUCCCUCUGAAAUUCUUGGAAAGAUUGGUUAUUCAAAAGAAGGGCUGGCGCUUGGGGAAGGAAGUUUUUAUGAUUUCAGGCGAUUCUAACCCCGAGGAUAGGGAAUGGUCUAUGGAACAAUUCAAUAAUUCAGCAGAUGCCCGAGUUCUUUUUGGUUCUAUAAAGGCCUGUGGAGAGGGCAUUUCGUUAAUCGGAGCGUCCAGGAUAUUAAUCCUAGAUGUGCAUCUCAAUCCUUCCGUCACUCGUCAGGCAAUUGGUCGAGCUUUUCGACCCGGCCAACAGAGGAAGGUGUAUACCUACAGGCUGGUGGCCGCGGAUAGCCCGGAGGAGGAGCACCAUAGUACAUCCUUCAAGAAGGAGGUUAUUUCAAAGCUGUGGUUUGAGUACAACGAUUACGGUAGUCACCAGGAGAUUGAUCUUCAUGAGGUUGAACUUACAGAUGCUGAAGAUAUUUUCCUUGAAAAUCCCGCUUUAAUUGAAGAUAUCAAAUGUCUGUACAAAAGGUGAUUCUCUAUGCUUAAUAAAGAUGUCAUAUUUUGGAGAAGCAACUUAUUAGUUGGGGAUUGCUUGUAUAUGUGAUACUUUUGCUUCUGGCAUCUGGUAACUCUUGUUCACUACCAUCAGAUCUCUUGAUAGUCGUUAUAUCUUAGCAGGCGGUUGUGAGAACCGGCACUUUUCGAUCUUUUUACGUGCGCUACUUUAGUGAGUUCUACGCUGUAGCGCACUGUCUUGUAAGUCUACAGUUCAAAACAUAAACAUGCUGUUGUAGGCCUAUUAUGAAUCCUUAGAACAUCAUUUCAAUGCAUGCUUUGUUAUCUCUUUUA
Phalaenopsis equestris is the source of this 3092-nucleotide messenger RNA. Its product is annotated as protein CHROMATIN REMODELING 35. Gene Ontology annotation, molecular function: ATP-dependent chromatin remodeler activity; ATP binding. Lineage: Eukaryota; Viridiplantae; Streptophyta; Magnoliopsida; Asparagales; Orchidaceae. The transcript is spliced from 6 exons. Bases 16 to 2775 code for a protein of 919 amino acids. Gene Ontology annotation, biological process: gene silencing by siRNA-directed DNA methylation. The record is from RefSeq and is a predicted model, not a curated record.